Messenger RNA from Fusarium poae, 4266 nucleotides. RefSeq lists its product as uncharacterized. Gene Ontology annotation, molecular function: protein binding. The record is from RefSeq and is a predicted model, not a curated record. The transcript is spliced from 3 exons. Gene Ontology annotation, biological process: guanosine tetraphosphate metabolic process. Lineage: Eukaryota; Fungi; Ascomycota; Sordariomycetes; Hypocreales; Nectriaceae. The coding region runs from base 1 to 4266 and encodes 1421 amino acids.
AUGGAAGCGUCACCAGAGUGGGCCACCAGCCACGAGAUCCUCGACGGAUUCCUCAUUGGAUACAUCAGAGAACGUACCGAUGGAGUCCACAGCAGCACCAGUAUGAAAGAAGUAUUUGUUGAGCGUUUUUGGAAGGAUGUAGAAGGACACUAUGACAAGAUGCGGGCGACGCUUUUGGAGUAUUGCAAAGCCGAAAUUAACGUGCCAGCCGAAUUUGAGAGUCGAGUCAAGUCACCCGAAUCAAUCAAGAAUUCUAUCCAACGUCGGGAAGCGGCUCGAAUUAAAGCCGGCAAGCAACCGUACAGCACACUUGAGGCCAUCAGGACAGACGUACAUGACCUUGUAGGCAUCCGAAUUAUUGUGGACUUCACACCCCAUCUGGACGAUGUCAACAACUGGAUCAAGAGAACAUUCCAUCAAGACAAGGACCCAAUACCCUUCCAUGCCGACCGAGCUAUUGGAAACCAAUGGACACCAUGGUUUGGUGCUUAUUAUUGCUGCAACCACCACAUAUCUGUGAAGUCAGAGACUGCAAACCAUCUUGCACCCUACAAGAAGGUGAUGUUCGAAAUACAGGUCACAUGUCUUUCAGAGCGUCUUUACAACAAGCUGGCCCAUCCUCUUCUCUACAAAGGCACGCAGGGAAACCUCUCCAGAAAGGAUGAGAUGGUUAUUGAUAUGGCCCAUGCGAUGUCUUUAUGCUAUUCCAUGUGUCUUCUUUAUUUUCAAGAUGUUGAUGAUCCCAACCUCAUCAGCACUAUCAAACAGACAGUUGCGACGUCUGAGGAUAUUGACGAUGAUGAACGUUCCAUGGAAUUGAUGGAACAGAUAUCUAAGAACACAACCUUUACGCCCAACAUCCCCCUUUCGUUCCUGACCCAAGGGAUAUCUUCAAAAGCGAUCAAGAGACAGGACAUUGUCUCUUUGGUUGAUACAUUCCGGCAUGAGUCAACAUCAAAGGAUAAAAUUUGGGGGCAAAUGAAAUGUAUUGUCGAGGAAGCUAUGAAAGAAGCAAAUUCGCCUGGGCUAUUUCUUCCGGAGGUUCCAACAGCACGUUUCGACAACAAAGAGGUCCGAGAAGCCCCUAGAUGUCACGAACACACCAGAGCCAGCAUCAUUGAGAAGAUCGAGACCUGGAUCGACAAUCCUCGGCUUGGAGAGACAGUCAUGUGGAUUAGUGCCCCUGCUGGGACUGGCAAAUCAACCGUGGCCCGAACUAUUGCAGAGCGAUGCGAAGGCCGUGAUAUGUUGGCAGCGACCUACUUUUUCAGACGUGGGGCCAAAGACAGUCAUCGGAACGGGACAGCUCGACUUUUGCCUACCAUCGCCAGUCAGCUCAUCGUAAAUAUUCCGAGAUUCAGAUCUUCUCUUGAGGAAUCUCUUCGACGGUCUCAUACUAAGGCUGAAAAGGUAGAUGAGAGGGGACUGGAUAUACAGUUUGACACACUCAUCAAAGCCCCUUUUUCCUCCCUCAGUCCCAACAGAGGAAAGCCCAAGAUUGUCGUGAUCGACGCUAUUGAUGAAUGUGAUGAAGCUACGAACGUUGCACAAGUCAUUGAGAGACUGUCAACGCUGAAGGGACCUGCAUCUUUUUGGCUUCGUUUCCUGUUCACUAGCAGAGAGGCUGAUUAUAUCCGUGCGACUUUCCAGGGCAUCACUCACCAGCCCUUGUUGUUACACAGAGAGUCGAAAGAUGAGACCCAGCAAGAUAUACGAGCAUACUUGACUUACAACUUCGCAAAGAUCAAGGCUACGAAGCACAUUGACGGAAAGUGGCCACAAGACGAUGAUAUCAGCCUUGUGGUUCAUCGUGCCACGACCCCCACACCCCUUUUCAUCUACGCCUCAACACUCCUCAAGUACAUUCACAAUGACAAGGGUACCAUCAACACAGUCAGGAAAUUUAAACUUUGGAUCAAACAAUGUAAGAACAAUCAGUCCCAACUUGAUGGUCUAUACACACCAAUUAUCGAGGAUGCACUACUUGACAACGAUGUCGAUGAUGAUGACGAUUGCGAUGGCAACGACAAAAAGGACCUUUGGAAAUUAUUGGGGUCAAUAGCUUGUGUUGUCAGGCCACUUUCCGCGAAAACGCUUGGCUCGCUGCUUUCCAUCGACUUGAAUUCCAUCAAGCAUUGGCUGGCAAAGCUCCGCCCUGUACUUCACGUCCCAAGGAAUGGCGACCAGCCCAUAACGAUACUUCAUGAAUCAUUCAGGGAUUUUCUUCUCGCUAAGGAUCAGUCUGUAGACCGACCGGUACCAGGAUUGUAUGCAAGCCAUUUGACUCUAGCCGAAGAAUGUAUGAAACGACUGAGUCCGGGUGAAGAUCCGUACCGUCCCCUUACCCUCUUACAAAAUGUUCCUAAACCUCAAGAGCUUGCAUGGUGGGAUAUCUGCGAUAACAGUGGAUACCUGGACAAGUUGGUCGAUGAUCACCUCCGCUAUGCAUGUCACCACUGGGCAAAACACUGGAUCGAAAGUCGACAUUUUGAUGACAAUACUUGCAAGAACAUGGAAGCUCAUCUCAGAAACGCUACAUUUCCUUGGAUUGAGACCAUGUUGGUGAUGGGUCAGUACAACAAGGCCCUUGACACUAUUUGCUUAAUUCUCGACAAUAUCGCAAUUCCUUUCGUUCGUAACAUCAAAGGCGAUCCAACGAAAGGGAUACCGAAGCUAUCGAGAGUAAUCUCGAUUGUCGAUCGGGGUGAUCUCCGUGGUAACGAAAUGAUGCUCUGUGCAACUUCGGUGACUGAGACAGCGUUGCUACAAUUUCCAACUGGCAACAUCGGUCUAUAUAACCUUGACCAGGGCGUUUUCAAACGAUAUUACAGGCCUGAUUAUAAGGUGAUCGCUCUUGCAUUUCAUUCAGAUUUAAGACGGUUCUAUUCAGUCUCUUCGGAAGGACGAGUCGACUUGUGGGAUAUUGAAACAGGGCAUAGCACACACGAAUGCAUGUUGGAAGAGUGUCCGUUACUCAGCGAGAGUGCAAUUUCGACAAACGGACCAAUCGUCAUCGCGGGAUUGUCGAAAAGGCUGUCAAACCAUAAACCAAGCAUCGUUCUAUGGAAUAUGGAAAGUGGGCGACGUUAUGGCGAGCUACAAUGCGGACAAUUCGACCGGUUCACGGUCAAUGCCAUGGCAUUCUCACCAGAUGCAGAGGCUUUGGCAGUACUGUCUGACAAGUCACAGGUCGACCUAUGGGAUGUGAAGACAGGAAUCUAUCUCAAAACACUCAGACUGGCUUAUCCUGGCAGGAAUAUUUGCUUCACCCCCUCUGAAUUUAAGAUUCUCGUAUCCUUGCAGGUGUCUUGCAUCAUCUGGAAUUAUAAUGAUAAUUCUGUUCAGGAGAUACCUAUCAAUCUCCUUACCUAUGAUUGCCAUUUCAGCAUGAACUUCUAUGGGACAGCCUAUGAGCUACUGGUUGUAGAUCGAACAAAGGGUUCUACCUGGGACUUGUCAGGCCUGCGGGAGCGUACACGAAGCAUGGGUGGCUCUGGUACCGCCAUUGACAGGUUCCAUGUUUUCAAUGGACUCAAUCUUAUCAAGGCGAUGGCUUUGUCUCCAAAUCAAAACAUCCUUGCAACUUCAUCUGCCAACCACUCUUUACUCGUUUGGAAUCUAGAAACCACGACACGGCUUUUUGAUGUGCCCCAAGGUGAAGGGUUGAUUGCCGAGGCUAUGGUAUUCUCGCCCGAUGGCACAAUGCUUGCUGUGCUUAUUAAUAACUGUGUAAAAGUCUGGAAGAUCUUUGGAAAUUCUUGGCCGACAUUGGUUUCCACCACUCAGCUGCUUCCAGUGGUAUUUGAUCCGUCAAACGUACAUCCAGCUUGGAAACAUCCAAUUGAAAUGAGAGACUGCUCCAGCAUGUUCUUCCCAUCAACGUUGCCUGAGGGCAAUAUGAUAGUCAAGAUUUUCAGAGGCCGUCAAUCGUUUUUAGUCAACACUGCAACUAGAACGUGCGUGUCAAGACGUCGCGAUUUGGUGAAACAGACAAUCUCUACCUCGUCUUCAUUUGUCGAAUACACAGAUGCGCAAGGUUACACUCGAGAAAUUUUCUUAAUACCUUUCCCUUAUCGAUAUCAUUGCUUCACUUCAAGCGGGGGUAGAAUUGUAAUAGGGGAUGUGGACGGAGUGUUUAGUAUUCUAGAUCUCGAUCUUGAAGAAUUGGAGAAGUAUUCCCAAAAUGUGACAAAAUCAGAAAGAAGGCAAGGCAAUCGCCAAGAUGAUUCGCAAGACGAUUCUGAAGACUAUUCGGAAGAUGCGUGA